CCUGAAAUGAUAUCUAGCCGGCUCUUUGUUCUCAGCAUUACCGAUAUCCAUCCAUGACACAGAGCAGGAGUUUUUAUUUUUCACCUUUCUCAAUUCUCUUUCUUCCUUUUUGUUCUCUGCUCAUUGAGCAGCGGGUAAUCUGUGACUCCCAAUUUCAAGGUCCUGUCGAACCAGGCCUCGAACGUAUAUGUUAUUAUCUCCCUUUCCAAUCACCUUGGAAGAACCCAACCCGCCUUGUCUUAUUGAAUCCUUUUUUUCUCUCCAUUCCCCUCUUGUAUGUUUUCUCCCUGCUCGUGUCCUGGCUAUUCAUCCAACCCUCAAUCUAUCUCGAUAUCUUUUCUCUCUCUUAUCUUGGUCUCGCAAGCUGGAUAUCCCACCCUCUGUUGGUGUCUUCGUCGCAGAGUUUGUAGUCAGUGGCGAUGAUGGCGACUGGGGGGACGGAAGGACGGCGCUGAAUCAAGAGGACGUGGACCGUCAUCUCAUGUCUCUUUAUAACUAUUUUCUUUCUUAUGCGUUAUGCCGGGUUGGUUGUCAUAGUCAGAGUUUUUGUACGGAUUGUGGAAUAUCAGAUAUGUCUGUCUUAUUGUCUUGUCUUGGCUUGGCUCGGCUUGGCUUGGCUUGGCCUGUACGUGUAGUUCUAUUUACAUACGUCGAUUGCGACUUCGCCUCCGGACCUCCAGGUUAUCGAGGGAACAGCGAAAAGAAAGACAAAGAAGAUCAAUGGAUGUAACCUCAUCAAUAAUACCAAUAGAAAAAAAUAUGUGUCAAAAAGCUAAG
Aspergillus campestris IBT 28561 is the source of this 777-nucleotide messenger RNA. RefSeq lists its product as uncharacterized. The transcript has a single exon. The record is from RefSeq and is a predicted model, not a curated record. Bases 188 to 730 code for a protein of 180 amino acids. Lineage: Eukaryota; Fungi; Ascomycota; Eurotiomycetes; Eurotiales; Aspergillaceae.